Molecule: messenger RNA, 1902 nt
Organism: Fraxinus pennsylvanica
Lineage: Eukaryota; Viridiplantae; Streptophyta; Magnoliopsida; Lamiales; Oleaceae
Source: the annotation of a GenBank genome assembly
AUGAAGAACAAAGAAGAGUCCGCAGCUUCAAUUCAAGCCUUGAGUGAUUGUCUUCUAAGGCUCUUCAAGUAUGACUACGUGGAGGGCAAAAUAUGCUGUUCACUUUGCGGGAGAGUUCUUGAUGAGGACAACUUCUCAAAUGAGCCCACAUUUGUUAAAAACGCAGGGGGACAGAGUCAAUUGGCAGGAAAUUAUGUGAAGACCAUCCAAAGUGAUUAUUCACUUUCUCGUGAAAGGAUACUGAACGAAGCGUAUGAUGGGAUACAGAGUUUGAUAUACGCCCUGGGAAUAGAUGGCGGUGAUUCUAUAGCUCGGCCAGCUUUGGCCUUUUAUAAGAUAGCAGUUGAACGCAAUUUCACAAGGGGGCGAAGAAAAGAGCAAGUGGAGGCUGCUUGUCUGUACAUUGCAUGUAGGGAGAAUAAAAAGCCAUACCUUCUUAUUGAUUUUUCGGAACAUCUGAGGAUAAAUGUUUAUGUGCUAGGUGCAGUAUUUUUGCAGCUUUGCAAACUUUUAAGCCUCGAAGAGCAUCCAGUUGUUCAAAAACCUGUCGAUCCUAGCCUUUUCAUUCAUAGAUUUACUGAUCGUCUUUUUGGUGGAAGAAAACCAAAUGUUUCAAAAACUGCACUUCACAUUGUUGCUAGCAUGAAGCGAGAUUGGAUGCAGACUGGGAGAAAACCUAGUGGGUUAUGUGGAGCUGCAUUAUACAUAUCGGCUCUCUCACAUGGUCUCAAGUGUUCUAAGUCAGGCAUUAUUAAGGUUGUGCAUAUUUGUGAAGCAACAUUGACCAAGCGGUUGAUUGAAUUUGAGAAUACCGAAUCAGGAGGUUUGACGAUCGAGGAGUUCAACCUGAAAGCUGAGGAGCUUCAAAAAGAGGAAGGGUUUACCAAAGCACAGUAUAGUGGGUCAAACACAUCAGGGGCAACUGAAUUGCUCUGUGAACACAAGGGCAGUGGGAAACCUCCAUUUGCUCAUGGUCUUUGUGAAAGUUGCUACAGCGAGUUCAUAAAACUUUCUGGAGGCCUUGAUGGUGGAUCAGACCCUCCAUCUUUCCAAUGUGCAGAGAGGAAAAGAAUUAUGGCAAUGGAAGCUGCUGCUGAUAGCACUGAGAAUCCAAGUUGCCCCACAUCGCCUAGCCCAACAGAAAACAAGAGUAAAUGUUCAAAUUUUAACGAAGAAGGUGACAUCAAGCGUAGGAGUGAAGAUGAAAAUUUGCAAUCUGUGGAGUCUGAAUCAAUAGGUGCUGCUGCACGCCAUAAAAUCGAAGAUUCUGCUAAUGAUAAAAUACAUGGAGCUGAUACAGCUGCUGAAGAAUGGGAGAGCUUAUCUGACAUUGAUGAUUUAGAGGUUGACGGAUACCUUCACAAUGAGGAGGAGAAGCGCUACAAGAAGAUUAUUUGGGAGGAAAUGAACAAGGAAUAUCUUGUGGAACAGGCAGCAAAAGAAGCAGCCGCUUCAGCUACAAAGAAAGCUUAUGAGGCCAAAUUCCAGAACUGUUCAGAGGAUGCACAGAAGCUUGCAGCUGCUGCUGCGGCAGCUGUGGCGAAGUCAAAGAAGGAAAGGCAACAGAAGCGAGCUGCAGAAUUAAAAAAUACAGUUCCUGCUCAAACUGCUGCCGAAGCCACAAGACAAAUGCUAACUAAAAAGAGGCUGAGUUCUAAAAUCAACUACGAUGUACUGGACAAACUUUUUGAUGAAUCUGGAAUUUCCAAGGACCCCAAAAAAUUUCGAACUGAUCCAGACUCUUACAACAAUGACACGUCUGCACAACAUAGAGAAAGAGAUCUCGAACACGAGGACAAUUACAGAGAAGAGGAGACUCUUACAGAAGCAUACGAUCAAGACAACUACGAUGAGAAUGCAGUACAUGAUUACAACGACGAUUAUGAUUAUGAUGACUUGUGA